Molecule: messenger RNA, 3064 nt
Organism: Cladophialophora immunda
Lineage: Eukaryota; Fungi; Ascomycota; Eurotiomycetes; Chaetothyriales; Herpotrichiellaceae
Product: calcium/proton exchanger
Exons: 2
Coding region: 391-2220 (609 amino acids)
Biological process (GO): calcium ion transmembrane transport; intracellular calcium ion homeostasis
Cellular component (GO): fungal-type vacuole membrane
Molecular function (GO): calcium:proton antiporter activity
Source: RefSeq, a predicted model, not a curated record
GACCAUUCCCAGGAAUUCAUCAAUCUCUCCUCCAUAUCGCCAAGAAGCCAUGCCUUCAGUCCCCCUUUCAUGACUGGUUCGGCGAUGUUGGUCUCUGCCCAAUUCCCUGUUUUGCAUCACCAUCAUCAUUCUUUCACUUCUCUCUGUUAUUGCUUGUUCCGUCUUCCCUGCUGUGUUGGGGCUGUGCAACCUCUAAUAUCCUACCACGUAUUUUACUUGCAAACGCCCCCGACCACACAUUCCUUCUUUAGACACUCUUACUCUGACCUUCUCACCCGUCACAACGCUGUAUUGUAAACAUUCAGUGGUCUCUUGGACUGUUACGGUUCCGCCUUUUCGAGACAACUGAGAUAUUUCACUGUAGAGUGACCGGGGUUGGUGUUCUGAACGAUGCACAAGUUUCGCCAUCAGGCAAAAGUUGCCGCGUGGUAUAAUGAUCCGAACGAUGAUGCCAAUUUGCCCAUCAAGAAUCCCUUCGCCAAGUGGAAACCCAGUUCCAGGUCAAAUACUUUGCGGCGCAUUGAGAACGGGGAAGGCAAUGGCUCACCCCUGACCACGACCAGAACAGAUGACCCAAACCACUAUCGGCCUUCUUCGUCAAGAGAGAGGGGUGAAGAGCUCGGGGCAACUCCAUCAGUGAAACACGCGGCGACGACGCCAACUGCCAGAUCGGCCACAAAGCCAUAUGCUCCUGGCGAUGAAGUCGAGUUGCCGCGAUCGCUGAGUCCCGUCGGUUCGGAGAGCGGGCUCAAAGACGAGUUCCCGACCGGGCCCACUGAAGACGGGAUGAGCAGCGAUACCUACACAUAUGGCAAGCCCAGUCAAACAGACGAAGCGGGUUCGGUGCGCAACCGUGGUCUCGGUGAACAAAAAACAGAGAAACAUGGUAUCAAGGCAAUCUUCAGCCGCGAGUCCAAAGGAGAGACGGAUGACAACAACGGCAAAGACAAGCCAGUCUUUACUGCGUGGAGCCAGAUUCGGGCAACCCUCUUCAAUUCCUGGAUCAAUGUCCUUCUGAUUGCCUCGCCGGUCGGCAUUGCGGUCUACUACGCGCAUAUCAAUCCUGUCGCAGUUUUCGUCAUCAACUUCAUCGCCAUCAUCCCCUUGGCAGCCAUGUUGAGUUAUGCAACCGAGGAGAUUGCGCUGAGGACUGGCGAAGUUCUUGGUGGUUUGCUUAACGCUUCCUUCGGUAACGCAGUCGAGCUGAUUGUGUCCAUUAUUGCUCUGGCCAAAGACCAAGUCUUGAUCGUCCAAACUUCCUUGAUCGGCAGUAUGCUCUCCAAUCUGCUGCUGGUCAUGGGCAUGUGUUUUUUCUUUGGUGGCGUCAACCGCAUGGAACAGGCGUUUAACAUCACAGUUGCGCAGACGGCUUCCAGUUUGCUUUUCUUGGCAGUCAGCAGUCUGAUUAUCCCCACCGCCUUUGAGCAGUGGGCUCGAACUGGAAAUAGCAACAGCAACACCGAGACUGCCACUACCGAGAAUGCCAAACCCGGCGUGGCAGAGCUAAGCAGAGGCACCGCCAUCCUUCUCCUCAUUGUCUAUGCUUGCUACCUGUUUUUCCAACUCAAGAGCCACUCGGCAAUCUAUAACGCUCCCAGCGCGAAGAACGAGACUCGGGAUGUAGGCACCAAGUUGAAGAAAGCAAUUCCCAACAAAUUCCGCUCUAAGAAGGAGCCAGAAGCCGAGACGCCGGAGCCAGCAGAUAACGAUGAGCCCGAGCAGCCCCAACUCUCUAUCUGGGUUGCUCUGCUGACGUUGGCAAUUUCCACCGUCCUUGUCGCCCUCAAUGCCGAGUACUUGGUUGAUUCGAUCAACGCCAUCACCUGCGGCGGCGGCAUCUCCAAGAACUUUGUCGGUCUCAUAUUACUUCCCAUUGUUGGCAACGCUGCGGAACACGCAACUGCGGUCACAGUGGCUGUCAAAGACAAGAUGGAUUUGGCCAUCGGUGUGGCUGUCGGUUCCAGCAUGCAAAUUGCACUUCUCGUGCUCCCAUUCGUGGUUGUUUUGGGCUGGAUUAUCGGCAAAGACGACAUGACCUUGUUCUUUGAUGGCUUCCAGAUCGCUGUCUUGUUCGUGGCGGUCUUGCUUGUCAACUACUUGAUCAGUGAUGGCAAGUCACACUAUCUCGAAGGUAUCUUGCUCAUGACCCUGUACAUCAUCAUAGCGGUGGCCGCCUGGUUCUAUCCUACCGCUCCGGGCCUCAGCGACUGCCCGGCAUGAUUUCCUUUCUAUGUUACGCUAUUCGAAUUUCCCUCUAGACCGGGUUUGAGAGCGAUCUAUUUCACGUCAAUUCGGCGUAGGACGUCGACGAAGCUUGGUGGUUUACGUCUCAAAAAAAGGCCAAUACAGCUUUUUAAUCAACUUUCGUUGUGGUACAUGCUUGGAAUUUGGAGAUUUGAAAUUCACGGCUCAACAAGCCGUAUCACCUCCCCACACGUUCAGUCGCUAUUCAUUUGAGCGACAGUCUCGAUCCCUGCCGGCUAUCUCGGAUUCCAAUUUCCUGGUAUGUGACCGAGCCACAUGUCAGGGUCAUUUCAAGCCCGUUCAAAGGCAAAUCCCGACUCAAACAUUGACUCGCCUCAGAAGCGGUCACAACUCAUCCUAUAGCCGGCUCGGCAGGCAGACUUCACCAAUAUGUCAACCGAGUGGCUAAAUGGCAGCCACCAAGGACCGUCUCUGGUACCGCAGAUCUGGAAGGUUCAGCCUCUACAGCGAUUCAGGGGCUGCCAUUGGGAGUGUCUAGACGGGGGUGAUCGCAAGAUACAUUUGGUAGCAGAGAGUACUUGGCCCUCAUCUUGUUAGGAGGGCUAUUGGAACGGAGGCUGUUGAGCUGUGAUACUCGAAGGUUGGUGGUGGAAUACAUUACGGCAAAGCAAAGACAAAUUUGCUUGUCAACAGCCUCGAAUGAGCUCCUUUGCUCUGAAGAGAGGCCAGUGGACCCCGGAUGGGAGAUAGACAUGAAAUGUAGGCUCGUAACUUCAGCCUCCAACACAAAAAAUGAAAAGACAUGAAAAAGGUGUGUGUCUUGCUUCGAAAUGAAUGUCAUCUGUGCGGGGUCUCCGUG